Messenger RNA from Chanos chanos (milkfish), 1698 nucleotides. RefSeq names its product coiled-coil domain containing 78 (gene ccdc78). The record is from RefSeq and is a predicted model, not a curated record. NCBI's taxonomy places the organism in Eukaryota, Metazoa, Chordata, Actinopteri, Gonorynchiformes, Chanidae. Gene Ontology annotation, cellular component: cytoplasm. The transcript is spliced from 14 exons. Bases 1 to 1698 code for a protein of 565 amino acids.
AUGGAUUUUAAACAGCAGAACAGGUCGCUCAACGACCUAAAGGAGCAGCUUCGUCGUUUAACCGACGAGAACUUACAGUUAAGGGAUCAAAAUGAGCGCUUGCUUGGUAGAGUGGAUUCGCUGCAGAGAAAAUUGGAACAGCUAGCCGGCUCCAAAACCGACCUGUCUGGAAAACUGGUGCUGAGCGAACAGGAGAAACUUAGGAUCUCUAAGGAACUGGUCGAGCUGCAGAUCGCAGCCAAUAAAGAGCGGGAGCGCUAUGAGGCAGAGACGUUUGAACUCAAAACCAAGGUGUUGUCAGAGGAUGGUGUGGUCUUGUCUCUGGAGGCUGAGUGUGACAGACUGAGGCAGGAGGUCAAGGCGGCUGCCGCUCGGUUACAGGUCUCUGUGGAUGACCAGCGUGAGCUGGAGGAUGAGUAUGCUGCUUUAAAGAGGAACUUCCUGUGUGUGUGUGACGCGCAUGAACGAGAGGUGACUAAUACACAGGAACUGAGUGCAGAGUUACUGGACCUUGCACACGCUCACGACACUCUCCUGAGGGAGAGAGAGCGCAUGCACACACACGCACUGGAGGUGGAGAGAGUCCGCCAGCUCGUCAGCAGAGUGUCUGAAAAGAGAAUCAGGCCAGAGGAACUGACACAUCAUGACCAAACCGUGAGAAAAAAUCUGCAGGACGGUUUGAGAGAGGAACUGGAGAGAAUGAGACGGAGUCAUGAAGAACAGCAACGCAGACUGGAGACCAGAAUUGUGGCUAUGGGCAAAGAGCAGCAGGAGAACAAGCGAGAGAUACACAGCACACAGCACCAGCUCUCACAGCAGUCUGUAGCUUUAAUAAACUCUGAGGUUCAGUUAAAGGAGCUGGAGUCUGAGAACAAUAAACUACAAAAUCACCUUAAACAGCUGAACCAGGAAUACAGAGCACGUCUUACACACUACAUACAGGACAUUACUCAGCAUGUGUGUUCAGUGAACCAGAGUAAAGGGAGGAAGUUGAGAGAGUUUGUGGAUUCGAUGUUGGAGGAAGUCCGAGCGUCCUACCGGUCCAGAGAGCAACAGCUCACGUCUGCAGUGAGAAUGUACCGCAGACGUGUUCACACCCUGACACACGCAUACCAGGGCCUGCUCUCUGUCCACAGAAUGCCACGGGAGCAGGUGAUAGCACAGACUGAGCGUGUUCUUAACCCAGACACACCUGAGGCCGGCUUCAGCUCAGGAGGGGCGGGGCUAAAACUACAGAAACUACAGAGAGAGGACAAAGAACGACUAGAGAGACAACUAAUACACUCGGAGGAACAGGUGUGUGUGCUUGCUACAUUGUCCUCCAGACUGAAUCAACAUGAGAACAUGGGAUUAAUUGUGGGUGGAGCUGUGAUCACAAUGGUUGUUUAUUGUGGUUACAGCACUGGACUUAGCGAUGAGGCCUGGAAUGGUAUCCUUAAACAGCUGACAGAGAUAAUUAACACCACACAGGAGGGACUGGAGAGGGAAAGGGCACAGCUUAUUACCAGGGCAACGGUUGCUGAGGAACAGGUGUCUGAACUGCAGGAGUACAUAGACAAUCACCUGGGCAGGUAUAAGCUGGAAGUAACCCGGUUACGGAGGAUGCUGGGAAUGAAUGCAGGGCGAACACAGAGCGCAGGGCUGCCAAAGCCCCGCCCCCUCCACAGACCAAUCCAAAAGACCAGUUAUGAAAUCUAA